This is a messenger RNA of Capsella rubella, 864 nucleotides long. Its product is annotated as NDR1/HIN1-like protein 10. The record is from RefSeq and is a predicted model, not a curated record. The coding region runs from base 36 to 716 and encodes 226 amino acids. Lineage: Eukaryota; Viridiplantae; Streptophyta; Magnoliopsida; Brassicales; Brassicaceae. The transcript has a single exon. Gene Ontology annotation, biological process: defense response to other organism.
UAUUCCAACUUGAUCGCCACAACAUUACUAAAAACAUGGCUGAACAACCUCUCAACGGCGCCUUCUACGGUCCAUCUAUCCCACCACCGGCUCCCAAAGGCUACUACCGACGUGGGCACGGUCGAGGCUGUGGCUGCUGCCUCCUAAGCUUCUUUGUCAAAGUCAUCAUAUCCCUUGUUGUCAUCCUCGGCAUAGCCGCUCUAGUCUUCUGGCUCAUCGUCCGUCCCCGUGCCAUCAAGUUCCACGUUACCGAUGCGUCCCUUACCCGCUUUGAACACACUUCCACGGACAACAUUUUAAGGUAUAACCUAGCCCUCACUGUCCCUGUCCGUAACCCUAACAAGAGGAUCGGAGUCUACUACGACAGGAUCGAAGCUCAUGCCUACUACGAGGGAAAGCGGUUUAGUUCCACCACGUUAACUCCUUUCUAUCAAGGACACAAAAACACAACCGUUCUCACACCAACGUUCCAAGGCCAAAACCUUGUUAUCUUUAACGCCAAACAGUCUCGGACUUUGAACGUGGAAAAGAUCUCCGGUGUUUACAAUAUAGAGAUCAAGUUCAGGCUUAGGGUUAGGUUUAAGCUUGGGGACUUGAAGUUUCGGAGGAUUAAGCCUAAGGUUAAUUGCGACGAUCUAAUGCUUCCUUUAAGUACCUCCAACGGAACUACAACUUCUUCCAGCGUUUUCCCAAUUAAGUGCGACUUCGAUUUUUGAGUCUUGAGUUCUGUUCCAGUCCAUCACAUACAUUGGUUCUUUUAUUUUUAUUUUCUCAGCACCAUUCUCACUUAUCUUCUAUAGAGCCUAUUGUAUACAUUUGUUCAUCUUCCCUUGUUAUAUAUAAAUAAAACAUUAUUUUACGUAA